GAAAGUUCGUGCAAAAGUUUUGUGGUUGCGGAUGCGGAUGCGGUUCAUUUUCGGACGCGGAUGGUGAAAAUGCGCCAAUGAGUCGUGCGUGUGCGUAUAUAUAUAUACAAAUAGCUGUGAUUCAAUUUGAUGUGAACGCUAUUAAAUGAACUCUAGAGUAAAAUCAACUUUAAUCAACUUGACGUUUUUUUUUUUUCAAUUUUCGUGGAAAAACAGUUGCCAAACCUGAGGUGGCUGCCCUCUUCGGUCCCACGUGACUAAAAUAAAUUGUAUAUUCGGAGUGUGUGUGUGUGUAAGUGUGGUGUGUGUGUUGGCCAGAAAGUAAUGACUUUAAAAUGUGGCAAGUGAAACGCGCAUUGCCACUAGCACAUGGCCAGGCGUUAAUCAGUCUCUACGUUCUGCUCAUUGCAAGCGGAUUAAUAAUUCAAUCGGUGGGGGCGGGUCAAGAAAUUGCUUCAAAAGCUCAGCAGAGACACGAACCACACAAUGGCGAGGUGAAUACAUCAAACGGCGAUAAUAAUGUUACUUUCAACCUAAGGCGAUUGCCACGAAGUGUGUUUCAUGUACGUUGGAAUCCCAAUGAAAAAUUCAUUGUCGAGAGUCAUGAGAAUCCGGCAAUUAACUCCUCUAAAUUGGCCCCACAUCCGAGAUUAAAAGUUUCCAAGAAUACCAAACUAACACUGAGUCCCAAAUUGUAUUUGUGCCAUGAUAAAUAUUCGGAUCUCUGUUCUAAUAAGACGCAACAAUUUCGUCAACGAAUCGUGCAAACAUUCCAGAAAGCAAUGAGAGAGACUCAGCAUAAUGAGACAAUCGAUCAGAAUCAUUACAAUGUGGACUAUAAGCCAGUUUUUGGAGAUAGUUUCGAGGAGCAAUACUAUCCCUCCACAUGCCUGGUAAUGGAGGCGGGAGUUCGUGUCCUUCGUCGCAAGGAUCCACCGUUCAAUAAACUGGCAUUUGGCAAACUAUUUCCCAGGCAGCGACUCUUUCGAAAUAUCAAGAAUAUUAAAACCUGUGCCAUUGUGUCUAGUGCUGGUUCUCUGGCUGGCUCCAAGCUGGGUCGGUUUAUAGACACGCAUGACAUUGUGAUGAGAUUCAAUCAUGCCCCCACACAAGGACACGAGGUGGAUGUUGGCAGCAAAACCACAAUUCGUGUGGUGAAUAGUCAAGUGGUCACCAAGCCGGAAUUUGAUUUUCCCCAUGCUCCCAUUUUCCGUAAUGUCACCAUUGCUGCCUGGGAUCCAGGCAAAUAUAAUGGAACUCUCGAGGACUGGCUUACCACAGCGGACUAUGAUCUAUUUACCAACUAUGAGAUAUAUAGAAGACGCUAUCCCAAGUCUAGAGCCUUUCUAAUUGAUCCACAUUCGGUGUGGCGUCUGUGGCAAAGUCUGCAAAUGUUUGCCGGCAAUCGACCCAUCAAACGUAAUCCACCCAGCUCCGGUUUUAUAGGACUGGCCCUACUUUUGCCCCAUUGUCCUCAGGUGGAUUUUAUUGAGUAUGUACCAUCUACUCGUCUCAAUGGACGUUGUCAUUACUACAGCAAGGAGAUGAAUUCGGCUUGUACGUUUGGCUCUUGGCAUCCAUUGGCCGCUGAGAAAUUGAUGGCAUUGGAUAUGAAUAUGGCCGAUGAUAUGUCCGUAUUUCAAUUUGGCAUAUUGCGUAUACGACAACCAGAUAAAUUGCUAUGCGGUUUCAAUUUCUUUGGCUACUAAGAGAACAGAAUGAAUCGAACUGAGGCGGACAAUCCCAGUGCAUUUAAUCAAGCGGUUUUCACAAUAAGCAAUAAUAAUAAUAAAUAAAUACUUACAUACAUACAACAAGUAAAAA
This is a messenger RNA of Drosophila willistoni, 1824 nucleotides long. RefSeq names its product beta-galactoside alpha-2,6-sialyltransferase 1 (gene SiaT). Bases 336 to 1709 code for a protein of 457 amino acids. The transcript is spliced from 7 exons. Lineage: Eukaryota; Metazoa; Arthropoda; Insecta; Diptera; Drosophilidae. Gene Ontology annotation, molecular function: sialyltransferase activity. The record is from RefSeq and is a predicted model, not a curated record.